CCAAGAGAGGCCCUGGGGUCGCGCUGGGCGCCCGACGGGCCCUCCCCAGGGACCCGCCUGCCCCACACCGCCCCGCCUCGCCGGGCGCUCCGCAUCAGGUGCCCCGGCCCCAGCCCUGCCUGCGGGCUCCAGGCUCCUGGGGCGUCCAGAGGAUGCUCAAGCCACCUGCGGGGACCUCGGGGCAGCAGUGAGGUCCUCUCCUCCUGUGCCAGGAGCUCCCCCAGGGGGCCGAGCAUGGUGGUUUUCCCUUGGACCCUCCUGGCUUGGGACGUCUGAGAAGAUGCCUGCCAUGAGGCUGUUCACUUGCUUCCUGCAGCUCCUGGCUGGGCUGGCACUGCCCGCUGUGCCCCCCCAGCACUGGGCCUUGUCUGCUGGGAAUGGCUCAUCAGAGGUGGAAGUGGUGCCCUUCCAGGAGGUGUGGGGCCGCAGCUACUGCCGGGCACUGGAGAGGUUGGUGGACAUCGUGUCAGAGUACCCCGGCGAGGUGGAGCACAUGUUCAGCCCAUCCUGCGUCUCCCUGCUGCGCUGCGCCGGGUGCUGUGGUGACGAGAAUCUGCACUGUGUGCCCGCAGAGACCGUCAAUGUUACCAUGCAGCUCCUGAAGAUCCACUCUGAGGACCGGCCCUCCUACGUGGAGCUGACGUUCUCUCAGCACAUCCGUUGCGAGUGCAGGCCUCUGUGGGAGAAGAUGAAACCAGAAAGGAGGAGACCCAAGGGCAGGGGGAAGAGGAAGAGAGAGAAGCAGAGACCCACAGACUGCCACCUGUGCGGCCAUACUGUUCCCCGGAGGUAACCGGCCCCUCAGAGGAGAGACGUCUCACCCCCGGCUCCUGUAUUUAUUACGGCCACACUCAGUUACCUCCCUGCUGACACCUGCCCUCUAUUUAUUAGCCAAUUGUAUCCCUGCUGAAUGACUUGCUCCCUCCACAAUGAGGGGCAUGGAGGGACAGGACCCUCAGGAAUUCAGUGCCUUAAACAGAACGUGAGAGAAAGAAGGCAGCCCCAGACCCACGUGCGCUGCAGCUGGAGAAGAAGCAAGACCUACG
Messenger RNA from Odobenus rosmarus divergens (Pacific walrus), 1046 nucleotides. RefSeq names its product placental growth factor (gene PGF). NCBI's taxonomy places the organism in Eukaryota, Metazoa, Chordata, Mammalia, Carnivora, Odobenidae. The coding region runs from base 281 to 793 and encodes 170 amino acids. Gene Ontology annotation, molecular function: vascular endothelial growth factor receptor binding; growth factor activity; chemoattractant activity. The record is from RefSeq and is a predicted model, not a curated record. Gene Ontology annotation, cellular component: membrane. The transcript has 7 exons. Gene Ontology annotation, biological process: positive regulation of mast cell chemotaxis; positive regulation of endothelial cell proliferation; positive regulation of angiogenesis.